GGGGCCGCCGGUGGGCCCACCCGGGCCGAGAAGCAGCCGCCUCGCGGUCACCGGUCAUCGCGGGGCGGCUGCCGGCCUCGGGGCCGCGGGUGUGCCCGCGCCCUUCCUCCGGCGCCGGGGGUCUAGUCAGCCGAAGCUCCCGUGCGUCUUCGGCGGCGGCUUCUCUCCCGCUGCAAUGGGCGUGAGGGGGUAACGGCACCCCCGGGCGCUCUGAGGACGUUUUUGGCUUUUCGGGCCGAGGGCCGAGGCGCGGGUAUUGCUGGAAAAGGGGCGGAGGCUCCGUCAGAGAGGAGAGAGAGAGCGAGGACCGUGGUGCAGAAGGAGCGCGGGUAAACGGUGCCCAUCGCCCGGGCGGUGUGCUGCCCCACGGGUGACGCGAGGAUGACCAUGGCCCAGGCUGGAGCCGCAGUUGCAGCUGCCGCGGGACUCCUCAUCUUCCUCCUGUACUCCUCUAUCCACAAGGUUGAGGAGGGGCACCUGGCUGUGUAUUACAGGGGUGGUGCAUUGUUAACUAGUCCGAGUGGACCAGGCUACCACAUCAUGCUCCCGUUCAUCACCACGUUCAAAUCCGUGCAGACCACGUUGCAGACUGACGAAGUGAAAAAUGUGCCUUGUGGGACAAGUGGCGGUGUUAUGAUCUACAUUGACCGAAUAGAAGUUGUGAAUAAAUUGGCACCGUAUGCAGUGUACAAUAUUGUGAGAAACUACACUGCAGACUACGAUAAGACCUUGAUCUUCAAUAAAAUUCAUCAUGAGCUGAAUCAGUUCUGCAGUGCCCAUACCCUGCAGGAGGUAUACAUUGAGCUGUUUGAUCAGAUAGAUGAGAAUCUGAAGUUGGCCCUGCAGAAAGAUCUCAAUGUCAUGGCACCAGGUCUCACUAUUCAGGCUGUGCGUGUUACAAAACCCAAAAUCCCAGAAGCCAUCCGAAGAAAUUUUGAGCUAAUGGAGGCUGAGAAGACCAAACUGCUGAUUGCAGCCCAGAAGCAGAAGGUAGUAGAGAAGGAGGCAGAGACAGACCGGAAGAAAGCGCUCAUUGAGGCAGAGAAGGCUGCUCAGGUGGCCAGGAUUCACUAUCAACAGAAGAUUAUGGAGAAAGAAACAGAGAAGCGAAUUUCUGAGAUUGAAGAUGCUGCGUUCCUAGCAAGAGAGAAAGCAAAAGCUGAUGCGGAGUACUACACUGCUCAGAAGCUGGCUGAUUCCAACAAGCUGAAACUUACCCCCGAGUAUCUGGAACUAAUGAAAUACCAAGCAAUAGCUGCCAACAGCAAGCUGUAUUUUGGUGACCGCAUCCCCAACGUGUUCCUGGAUUCCUGUGCCUUCCAGCAAGCUAGUCUGAGGACUGCCCAAGAAACCAGCCUUCCUUCACAGGAGGCCCCAGAGAACUCUGGAGAAAGCCACCUCAGAGCAAAGGAGAGUACUGGCUGACAGAGGUAGAAGAAUACCCGGUGUAGCUCAACAGCUAGUCCAGCUGUCGAUGGGGAUGUUGCCCUGUGCUGGUGGGGCGGAUGCAGCGCAUGCGUGGACAUCUUGUGUAUAGGUGGCAGUUGGGUUGAUUUUCUUCUAGCAACACAUUGCAAGUGCUCUGCCUCUUCCGUUUCUUCCCCUAUUAAAUUGGUGCUUCCAAAUGAGGGAUAAUCCUGUACUAACAUACCUAUACUGGAAUAUUAAAAGACAGACACCAGGAAAGCCUUCCGCAGUAGAUGCAAUUAUUUAGCAAGCAUUACUCUGGAGGUAGGAGAUGUGGCUUUGAGUACUAUGUUGCUGCACACUGGUCGUUCCCCAGUGCUCCUCGCUGAGGCCAAGCAAAGAGGGUUCCUUUGUCCUGCUGAUGAAGCUUCGCUUUGUGGACUCCAGGGCAGAUUUCUGCUGGCGCUAUCUAACUCUCCUUAAGGACUCCAGUGGAGUGGGCUCUCCUUGGCCCACGGCGACUGCGUGUUCCUGCUCAGGGCAAGGCCUGCUGAGAAGUGGUUUGGUGUGGAAUAGGUGAUUUGAAUAGGAUCUGCAUAGCCAUAAUCUUCUUUCCUGUAGGCAGAGGCGCUAGAUAACAACUCAGAGCAAGCAAUCUCUAACGGGCUUCUGUAACUCCCCCUCUCCAAGGAAGAGCCUCACGCUGGCCACCUGUGACUGACUGUAGAACGUUUCAGCUGGGUGGCUGGGUCUCGCCUUGCACCCUAAAUCACAUUUCAGAGUGCGGGGAGCACCUCCGAGCAGUUGGUUGGGAAAAGAGCUGGGAAAUCUUUGCUCAGACCUCCAGCCUCCCUGUAGGUCUUUUCAACGGGAAAAGGGAGCUGAAUUUCCACUGCGCUGCCUCGCUGGCAAAGUGAAGGGGAAGAGAAGAGUGAAGGGACCCCGCCCUGCGGCAGAUCAGAUGUUUGACACCUCAGCUGCAAAGCAGGUGAAGCAUCACUGCUCCAAGAAGUGGGACCUGCCCUUGAACAGCCACGGCGGGGAAUCUGUCGCUGUUCCUCUCAUCACUGGCCGGGCUUUGCUGCAUUGCAGGGCUUGCGACCUAACAAGCGGUGCUGGCAGGAUGAUCUUUUUUCCUGGUGUGCAUUAUAAUAUAUCCAACCCCUGCUCCCCAUGUACUGCUGCGGGGUGAGAGAGAGAGAGAUGUGCCUGGGGGGAAGAAAUCCGCUGAUAUGAUCUGCUUUCCUCUUUUCCUCUGUCCUCCCUGUGAGGACCUGUGAGGACGUGCUUGUUUCUAGGACCUAUUUCUUGUAGUGUUCUUCAACAAUCCUAGAAGACGGUGGCUGGGGAAGCAACCGGCAAGAACUUGAGCUGGAACACUGUUCCCCAGCUGGUAGCACUGCAGCAUUGCCUGCCUUUGAACCCGCUACGUGUUCAGAGACCGUCUCUCCUCUGCCGGGGGGGAGAUCUCCACAUCCGUUCUGCUUUCCUCUCUCCUCGGGUGCAGCCACACGCAGCACUCGGCCCUGGUGCAGCUCACCAGAUGGGCUGGUUGGUGGUGACACUCCAGGCACUCGGAUGGUUGGUGCUGGAGUUGAAAUCUUCUGUCCCUGGCACCCUCUGCAGCCUUGUGGCAAGGGGAGGAACACACUUAGCUUUUGCCUUGGUGAAACAUUCAACCCAAAACAAAGGGCCUGAGCUUCAGCUCUGGUAAUGAUUUCUCCAAAUGAGUUGUGUGGGUUUCAGGCUUUCCCGUUCUGCUCUCCCAUCCUGUGUCGCUUGACUCGGAAGACAGCAGUGUCUCUCCUGAAGUUUGAUAACACACGGUGCCUUACGCUGUUGCAGCUCCUGCCCUGGCUGCCUCUCCAUUUCUGGGACAAAACAAGGAUGCAUUGAUCCUGCCUCUCCUGCUGCUGCUGGCCAUCUUUGGUAAUACGUGAGCGUGGGACUUUGCAGCAAUUUCAGGUGAUCUUUCUUUCCUCCAUCUGUCUGCAAACUCCCAAGGUCUGGUUGGUGCUCUGCUCCAGGACACCCGCUCCUCUUCAGCCCUAGCCGUGGCAGAUCCCUGCUCCAGUGAGAGGCCAGCUGAAGGUGCUGAGCACCAAUCCUGGCUUCCAGGGAAGUUGUGGGUGAGCACGCUUCCUCGUGCUCCGAGGAUGAGAGGACGUGCGCUGCUGUUGCCAGGAGGAGAGGUUUUUUCAGUUUUCGCUGUAAGCACCUGGUACACAGGGGGUUGUGGCACAGCCACGUGCCUUGCAGAUCCCAGCCUGGGGAGCGCUAAGCUGAGCUUUUGCAUGCCAGGCUUGUGUCUUUACCUGCCCAAGGCUUGAGCAAACAGUGCCCUCCUGGCGAAGAGCAGCCUUUGAAGGACACUGGUGGGCAGAGGAGCAGGAGGGAUGUCUGCGUGUUGCGCCGGAAGGCAGCUCAGCCAGCCGGCAGGGCAGAGCUGAAACCCAUGGAAGGAGAGGAGCGGGCAGACGCAGUAUUUGCCCCAUUAGAUCCUGCAGUGCCCUCCCCAGGGGAAGGGUACCGGGGCAGAGAGGGGAUGGCAGCAUAUUUCAUAGCUGUGGUGUUUGAAUUGUCUCCUGGCAGUACUGUUUGACUUGCGAAGUCCCAUUUCUCCUGUGGGAAGGGCUUUGAAGAGCCAGUGGAGUCAGGUCUCUUUGACCCUCCACCUCCUUGGUGUUGCUGGCUUACAGCAGCUACUUCGGUUGAAUUUUGAGAUGAAGGCAGGCUUUUUAGAACACAAGCACUCCUGGAGGAGAUGUAUGCUUGUCUCCAUGUGGUACUUGUUGGGGUUGGGCACUACCCAGUGCUGGCAACAAAUGCUGGGCAUCAGGCUGGGUAGACAGGGUAGGUUCUGCCAGCCUGGAGAUGACAAGAAGCGAGGGCAUGGGGGGAACCCCUGGAAGCAAUAACCAGGCAGCUCACACUCUGCUGCAGUGGUCAGAGCGAGAUCCCCGUGCAGGGAGCAGAGCGGGAAAGCCUUCCAGGCUCCUGCAGGAAGGGCUGGUUCCCAUUGGAUCCGAGCCUUGCCGGGCCUCCCUGCAGGCAUCCAGGCGGAUGCGUGGCUUUGCCAUUGGUGGCUGCCACUCGGGCUAAACGUCGUCCUGCUCUGGUUGGGUAUGCAUUGGCCACCUCCUACCCGCGUGGCCUUAGGGACGCCUGGGGAUGCUCCUGAGGUGGGAAGUCCUGCAGCAACGUGUGCAUGAUGCUCAGUGCCUUCUGCAAAAGCCUCCUCCAUCACUCUCUGCUUCCUCAGGCACCGAGUAGGUGUGCAGGAAGAGGGAAUCCACAGCUUUAGCACUCCAGACUGGGCUUUGCUUCUCUCUGAGCUGGGAGCUCUGGAGCAGGAAUGCGGGUGCAACCAGGAACAUGGGAUUGAACUGUUUUUUCCCUCUGUUCACAAGGCCUCUGUGCUCCUGUGACUAAAGGGAUCUGCCACUGGAUCCACACCGUCUUUAAGGAAACAUGAUACGUAUGGUCACGUUUACAUGCACAGUGUUAACGUUCUUUUGAUAAAGCAGAAUAAAAUUAUUUUGUUACCAU
Molecule: messenger RNA, 4956 nt
Organism: Grus americana (Whooping crane)
Lineage: Eukaryota; Metazoa; Chordata; Aves; Gruiformes; Gruidae
Gene: ERLIN1
Product: ER lipid raft associated 1
Exons: 12
Coding region: 382-1425 (347 amino acids)
Biological process (GO): SREBP signaling pathway
Cellular component (GO): endoplasmic reticulum; endoplasmic reticulum membrane
Molecular function (GO): ubiquitin protein ligase binding; cholesterol binding
Source: RefSeq, a predicted model, not a curated record